This is a messenger RNA of Rodentolepis nana, 186 nucleotides long. NCBI's taxonomy places the organism in Eukaryota, Metazoa, Platyhelminthes, Cestoda, Cyclophyllidea, Hymenolepididae. The record is from the annotation of a GenBank genome assembly.
AUGACUUUAGUGAGGAUAAAUGGCAACCGUGAAGUUAUUGGGAUUCUCCGUGGUUUUGAUGCCUUCAUGAAUAUGGUGCUUGAUGAAUGUCUAGAAGUGAAUAAGAGCGGCCAGCAUAUAAAUAUUGAUACAGUUGUUGUUCGAGGCAAUAGUGUAAACAUUGUUGAGGUUAUGGAGCGUGUUUAA